AAUCAAUCACACUCAUUGGCAAGUUUGCGUUGUUUGUGAUAUGACUUUGUUCGGUAUGAUUGGCUAUCUGAUGAAAGACACACAAGUGGGGUGCAGACAAUUUUGCGAUAUAAUGUAUAAAAAGAGAUCCGAUCUGAAUCUCUGUAUUUCUGCAAUCGCUUUCAUCGUUGUAGGACCAUAGGUAAAUCGAUCCGUCUGAAAUCUUAAACUUCGAUCAUGUGUCGAUCGAUCAUUUUUGCGUGGGCGCUUUUCGUCCUUACGACGUUUACGUCGUCAGGACCAGUCUCUCUCGUGGAUGUUGAUGGAUCGUUUAGCAUGAUUCCAAACGAAGAAUCGGGAAUCAAGGUAGCCCAAUGGACCGAGAAUAUGAAGAUGAAUCCCGAGGAAUUAGGCAGCUAUUUGGAGGGAGAUAUUAUCCUCACCAAAGAUAGUGCAAGGAAUGGUGCAGCAGACGAGUCUCUCCGUUGGCCUAACGGCAUUAUUCCCUUCGUGAUCACCGGUAACUUCAAUGCUCAACAGAAGGCACUUAUACAAGCAGCGAUGAAAGAAUAUGAAACAAAGACAUGUAUCAAAUUUGUAAAAAGGACGAACCAAAAAGAUUACAUCAAUAUUGUUAGCGACAAUACUGGAUGUUGGAGUUACGUUGGCAAGAUCGGUGGUGAACAAAAAGUUAACUUGCAGAGACCUGGUUGUAUUACAAAGAUAGGUACUGUGAUACAUGAAUUCCUGCACGCAUGCGGUUUUUGGCAUGAGCAAAGUAGAAGUGACCGAGAUAAUUACGUGACUAUCAUUUGGAAUAAUAUUGCAUCCGGUACCGAGAAUAAUUUCGAUAAGAUGAAUCCAAAUCAAGUCCUUGACCUCGGUGUUGGUUACGAUUACAGCAGCGUGAUGCAUUAUUCGGCAUAUGCGUUCUCUAAGAAUGGCAGAAAAACUAUUGAGACCAAAAAUCCAAACGCAAUAAUCGGUCAAAGAGAAGGUUUUAGCAAAUCAGAUAUUGAAAAGCUUAACAAAAUGUACAAAUGCAACCGCUAAUGUAAUGAUAUACGUAUUCUAUAUUUUCAUUAAUAAUCAGUAUUGAUGAAUGAAUACGAUUUUGGCAAUGUCUCUGUAUAUUAAUAAUAAAUUUUGAAUUAAAACGUUUAACAAAAACUUCUGCA
Molecule: messenger RNA, 1157 nt
Organism: Pogonomyrmex barbatus (red harvester ant)
Lineage: Eukaryota; Metazoa; Arthropoda; Insecta; Hymenoptera; Formicidae
Product: zinc metalloproteinase nas-4-like
Biological process (GO): proteolysis
Molecular function (GO): zinc ion binding; metalloendopeptidase activity
Source: RefSeq, a predicted model, not a curated record